This is a messenger RNA of Podarcis lilfordi (Lilford's wall lizard), 327 nucleotides long. Lineage: Eukaryota; Metazoa; Chordata; Lepidosauria; Squamata; Lacertidae. The record is from the annotation of a GenBank genome assembly.
AUGGCCGACAAGAUCAGCAAAGCACAUGUGGUGCGGCCAGGCAGAAACACCAUCUUUGGGAAGUUCACCCACAAAGAGAUCCCAGGGAAGAUCAUCUUCGAGGACGAUAAGUGCCUUGCCUUCCGUGACAUUUCCCCACAAGCUCCAACCCAUUUCCUAGUGGUUCCCAAGAAUCUUAUUGCUCAGUUCUCUCAAGAUCAAAAUUCUGAUGAUGCUCUUCUUGGAUACUUAAUUAUUGUGGGCAAUAAAUGUGCAACUCAAUUAGGGCUGACGAGGGGAUACCGAAUAGUGGUGAAUGAAGGGCCAGAUGGUGGUCAGUCUGUCUAA